AUGUCGGAAGAAAUAAAUAACGAAGUGCAGCAGGACUUGACUGGUAAUUUCGAGCAAGACUAUACAGAGACAUGCCGUCGUUUGGGUAUCAAACCAUUCAAUGUAUUGAAAUUCGGUCUACCAUUGCCUCCACUUCCAUAUUACUCGCCUCAAAAUGUGGAUACGACAAAUGUAUCAGUUGCUGAUGAUAUGCGCCGUUCCAAGCUAGAUCUGACUGGAGAUUCCAACUUGCUAGGAAAAUACGGUGGUCGUGCGUCUCAAGAUAGUCAAGCUGUAUCUGCUGAAGAUCAUUAUGUCGAGGCUACUCCAAACAUAAAGUCGAAUCCACCAGGCGGAAUCCACUCAGAUGAAGGUAACCAUGUCAGCGCUACAACCCUCAUUUCGCUACCUGCACGCAGUACAACACAUGCACCAAAAUCGCAUUUGGAAAAGACUAAACGCAGCAUGCCAGAUUUAAGCACGAGCACUACAAAACUACGCCAUUCACGAAUCUUUUCAAUUCCAAAUAUCAAUUAUCAGUCACGAUUUAAAUUUUCCCCUACAAUCGAUGUUGAAUCCAACGAGUAUGAAUAUGAAGAGGAGGUGUACAAGAUUGAAGUGCGAGGAUGGAAAGUCUCCAUACCAACCAUGGAAGCUAUUAAUCUGGCCAUUACGGCAUGUUCCACGAUCACUCAUCUAAAUUUCUGGAAUUGCGGAUUGACAGAGUCGCAUGCUAAUCUAUUGGCGACAGCCAUUCCAACCAUCAAUAUCCGCACGCUCGCUCUUGACCAGAACCCAACAUUAAAAGUAAAUCGAUCCUUGUCUAAUCUCAAUCUGUGGGACAAUCGUAUUACAAAAGACGGCGCGGAAAUACUGGCCGAGUCCCUUCGGUUUGGCUGCAAUUUACAGGUUCUUUCGCUUGGAAAGAAUACAAUUGGAGAUGAGGGUGCUGCUUCGUUUGCCAAGUGCCUUUCAAACUAUUUAUUGACCCAAGAAGAAUUGCAAAAUCGACGCAAACAGCUUGCCGAAAUGGAUCGAUUGCGACAUGAUAUGGAAGAUGAUACUGCAUCUAAAAAAAAGAAUCGAGCAGGCAGAGGCGCUUCGGCAAAACCAUUUGAUGACAAGAAAGACGAUAAGGGGAAAGCUAAACCCAAGCCACUUUCCAAAAAAGGACUGGAUGUUGUUGCUACACAAAGACCCAUCAAAACCCCAGACGACAAGAACAAAAAAAUGGUUUCAAAUGGAACAGACGAUAGAAAGGGAAAGGACAAGAAAUGCGCUUUACCAACAAAAGUCGGAAAAAAGGUUAAAUUGGAAGAUACAAAGGAAGAUAUGGACGAAAACAUGGAGUCUGCUAGCAGUGUUGAGCCAAUGUUUGAAUUUAACGGACAAUGGUAUCUUUUGGGAAAUCGAACCCUAAACAGCCUGAAUCUCUCUCAUAAUGGUAUUGGGAUGUUGGGACUCAAAGCGCUCAGUGACGCAAUUAUUGAACAAGAAACCACCAACGAUCAGUCCCCAGAUGGCUUACUCGGUGUAUUUCGACUCAAUUUACAGUAUAAUUCAAUUGAUGCAGAGUCUGUACAGUACCAGCAACUGGUAUCACUUUUGAACACACGGAACCCAUUUUUUGAAAUAGCCGAUUCUGAAGUAGUGCAAGACGGAGCCAUAAGUGAGCAAAAUGAGAUUGCACAAAGUGACAAUGGCAGUCUUCCUGAUGACACUACUCAGCAAUAA
Molecule: messenger RNA, 1713 nt
Organism: Batrachochytrium dendrobatidis JAM81
Lineage: Eukaryota; Fungi; Chytridiomycota; Chytridiomycetes; Rhizophydiales
Exons: 10
Coding region: 1-1713 (570 amino acids)
Molecular function (GO): protein binding
Source: RefSeq, a predicted model, not a curated record